Molecule: messenger RNA, 1027 nt
Organism: Limulus polyphemus (Atlantic horseshoe crab)
Lineage: Eukaryota; Metazoa; Arthropoda; Merostomata; Xiphosura; Limulidae
Product: 4-coumarate--CoA ligase-like 9
Exons: 3
Coding region: 10-396 (128 amino acids)
Molecular function (GO): CoA-ligase activity
Source: RefSeq, a predicted model, not a curated record
UGGGUGUGUAUGUCUACAAUAGGAGACUACGGAUAUUAUGACUCGGAUGGAAACCUGUAUAUUACUGACAGAAUAAAAGAAAUGAUCAAGACGGAAUUCCACCAAGUUUCUCCAACAGAAAUUGAGUCAUUGUUGUGCAGUCAUCCUGCUGUUGAUGACGCUGCUGUAAUUGGAAUAGUGGAUUCUUCCUUGGAGGAAGUUCCACGUGGCUAUGUAGUGUUGAAACAAGGUUGUAAAGUGGAGCUAGCAGAACUUAUUCAGUUCGUGUCAGAUCGUGUAUCGCAUUACAAACGCCUCAGAGGAGGACUGGAAGUCUUGGACCAAAUUCCUCGAUCUCAAAUGGGAAAAAUCCAACGUAAAUUAUUACAGGAACGUUACUACCAAACCUAUAAAUAAAUAAAUAACUCCUGGGAUUGUCGUCUUCAAAAAUUUUGUCUCCUAUUCCAUCAAUGACAAUGUUGAAAACUAGCGAUUAAUAUUUUGGUUUGCCGAUUGAGCUACAAUAUUCACAAUAUCGUUUUUUGUUAUAAUUUCGUUUUUGUUCUUUUGUUUUCUACGUAAAAUUAAAUGUAUAAUUUUACGUAUAAAACAAAAGAAUAAAAACGAAAUUUCUCCAACGUACUUACUGAAUAUCCUCGUUUAGCUUCUUAGAAAUCAAUAUAAACGCUGUUCUUGAUCUAAGUAAUGUUAAUGCUAUAAUAAUGUUAAAUCAUAAUAUUUCUACAGAUAUAAAAUAAAUUUAGGCGUAAUGUUCUCUCGGACAUUCCAUAAUCACAAUAAUAUAAAAGCAUUUUCUAUGUCUAAGAUAUUUGGUGAUCAUAUCGUCAUAUGUCACCUGCACUUUACUUCAUAUAUUUCGCAAUCAGAUCAAUUAUAAUACCUUCAUGUUGGUUCAGAUAUUUGACAAUCAGAUCGACAUGUAAUAGCUAUACUUUUAUUGGGAUAUUUUGUGAAUCAGAACAACAUAUAUUACCUGCAAUUUGAUUCAAAUGUGUAGUAAUUAGAUCGACAUAAUAAAGACUUUACU